Messenger RNA from Puntigrus tetrazona (Sumatra barb), 1434 nucleotides. RefSeq names its product C-factor-like. The record is from RefSeq and is a predicted model, not a curated record. Lineage: Eukaryota; Metazoa; Chordata; Actinopteri; Cypriniformes; Cyprinidae. The coding region runs from base 111 to 887 and encodes 258 amino acids. The transcript has 6 exons.
AGUCAGUAGCAGCAAAAUGCAUGUUACGUAAUGUUAUAGGGCGUUACGUUGACUUGGUUGCUCAUACAAAACACGUUUAAAACAGACAGAACGAAGCAGACUGAAAGAACAUGGCAGCAGUGAAAGCGUGCAAUAUCUUGAUCACCGGAGCCAACCGGGGCUUGGGCUUAGAAACCGUAAAACAGCUCCUGGAGGAUGCUUGCCCGAAACGUCAUAUUUUUGCAACUUGUCGUGACCCAGAUGGACCGAAGUCCGAGGCUUUGAGAGAACUGGCAAAAAAACAUCCAAGUGUGAUCACUAUCAUACGUCUCGAUGCUGAUGAUCCAUCCAGCAUCAAAGAAUCUGCCAAGAAAGUGGGAUCUCUGCUGGGAAACAGUGGAUUGAAUCUGCUUGUGAAUAAUGCUGCAAUUGUGGCAAAAGGCACCAUUAAAACCAGUAGUGCUGAAGACAUGAAAAACACUUUCAACACCAACGUGAUAGGACCCUUAAUAGUUAUUAAGGAGUACUUACCAUAUCUACAAGCAGCAGCCAAAGCCAGCGGGACGCCAGGCAUGUCCUCAAAUAAAGCAGCUGUCAUCAACAUCUCCACUGUGGGGGGAUCCAUCAGCACAAUGCCUUCCUUAUACGAACAAUUCCCAGUGUUGCCAUAUUGUGUUAGCAAGGCAGGUUUUAACAUGCUGACUGUGUUAGCUGCUGAGGAGUUAAAGGCAGAUGAGAUCCUCUGCAUGGCCCUUCACCCAGGAUGGGUGAAAACAGAUCUGGGUGGAGACAAAGCCCCACUUGAGCCAAAAGAAAGCGUGGAGGGCAUGUUGCGUGUCAUCGGCAGCCUUACUGAGAAACAGCACGGUGGAUUUUUGGACUACACUGGAAAAACUAUUCCCUGGUGAACCGGAACAACAAAAUCAAUCACGAGCAAGAGGUCAUGAAAAGGCCACCCUAGGUUUAAACUGCUCUGUUUAAGCUGUUAAUCAUAAAAUGGCGCACCUAAUCAUAAGAACUUAAGUCCCACUGUAUAUUACGUGGCCUUAACCACUAUGUACUUGGAUAAAAAAAAACGCAUAAUGUGCUUAUUGUGAUCAUAUUGUAUUGUAAACAGUGCUACUUCCUGCUAUAGAGGUGGUAUUUGGGUAAGGUUAGGGACAGGUUUGGUGGUAUGGGUAGGUUUAAGGGUGGGUUAAGGUGUAUAGGGUGGGUCAGCAGUAUAACUAUAAAUGUAAUUAUAGAUGUAUUUACAUGGACAUAUUUUUAAAAACUAUAACUGCUAUGUAAAACAUGUAUGUACACAAUAAGUGCAUUGUAUUAUAUUAUUAAUUUUAAUGUAAGUACCUCAUAGUUAAAGCCACUUAAUAUAGAGCGGGACCAUUUUAUGGCAUACACAUAACAACUUUGUAUCAAAUGUAAUUUUAUACAAUAAAACAAUUAAUAAAAGAUGAA